AUGAUGGUGCUCACCAAGGCGGCGCUCACCUUGCUGGUCUUCCUGGUGGGAGCGGACACCGUGCUGGAGCUCGUCGGCGCUCAGAACGACACGGAGCCCAUCGUGCUGGAGGGUAAAUGCCUGGUGGUGUGUGACUCGAACCCGGCCGUGGACGUACGGGGCUCGUCCUCGCCGCUCGGCAUCUCGGUGCGCGCCGCCAACUCCAAGGUGGCUUUCAGCGCGGUGAGGAGCAACAACCACGAACCUUCGGAGAUGAGCAACAAAACCAGGAUCAUCUACUUUGACCAGGUUCUUGUCAACAUAGGCAACUAUUUCACCCUGGAGUCUGUGUUUUUGUCCCCCCGCAAAGGAAUCUACAGUUUUAACUUUCACGUAAUUAAAGUAUACCAGAGUCAGACAAUACAGGUGAACCUCAUGUUGAAUGGGAAGCCCGUGAUCUCGGCGUUCGCUGGAGAUAAAGAUGUGACACGCGAGGCGGCCACGAAUGGGGUCCUCCUGUACCUGGACAAAGAGGACAAGGUCUAUCUGAAGUUGGAGAAGGGCAAUCUGGUGGGCGGAUGGCAGUAUUCCACCUUCUCCGGAUUCCUUGUGUUCCCUCUGUGAAAAAGGAAGAAGAUGAAGAAAAAAACACAAAAUGAACAGAAAAAGGAACGGCUCAUUAACUAACUUACAAAUGUUGAGUUGCCAUCGUUGUGUAACUGAGAACAUUCGGUUUCAAUUGGAGAUACCCACAUGGAUGAUUUUUUAAUUUGCCUAUUUUAUUUAUUCCUAAAUCGCAUUGACUUUGGAUACGAACUGCGAUGGAGAAGAGUAACAAAGGGGAGAGAGGCAUGCUCUAUGAAACAUGAGUUUGAAAACAUCCAGAUACAUCAAAAUGCAAUAUUAUUCACUCCACCUUUCUAUUGUAAUAGAUGCCGCCUGGACUUCUAGAAUGCAGAGAGGAACAAUUCCCAUCUACUAUAGUACGCUUUCCAUGAAGAAUCUGCCCCUAAUUUCCCAC
Messenger RNA from Scleropages formosus (Asian bonytongue), 1000 nucleotides. It is a transcript of the gene cbln4, whose product is annotated as cerebellin 4 precursor. Gene Ontology annotation, molecular function: protein binding. The transcript is spliced from 3 exons. The coding region runs from base 1 to 603 and encodes 200 amino acids. The record is from RefSeq and is a predicted model, not a curated record. Lineage: Eukaryota; Metazoa; Chordata; Actinopteri; Osteoglossiformes; Osteoglossidae. Gene Ontology annotation, cellular component: synapse.